Molecule: messenger RNA, 2345 nt
Organism: Myotis lucifugus (little brown bat)
Lineage: Eukaryota; Metazoa; Chordata; Mammalia; Chiroptera; Vespertilionidae
Gene: TPH1
Product: tryptophan hydroxylase 1
Exons: 11
Coding region: 112-1446 (444 amino acids)
Biological process (GO): aromatic amino acid metabolic process; serotonin biosynthetic process
Cellular component (GO): neuron projection
Molecular function (GO): tryptophan 5-monooxygenase activity; iron ion binding
Source: RefSeq, a predicted model, not a curated record
GCAGCGCUACAGUGGAGCAGGUUGGCUCCAUCCUAUCGGGACCAGGGAUACCUUCCUGGAUUUGGGAGCGCUGGGCCGGCGUGAGUCAGAGAGAACUAUACCAAAUUCAUCAUGAUUGAAGACAAUAAGGAAAACAAAGACCAUUCUUUAGAAAAAGGAAGAGCAACUCUCAUUUUUUCCUUAAAGAAUGAAAUUGGAGGACUUAUAAAAGCACUGAAAAUCUUCCAGGAGAAGCGUGUGAACCUGUUGCACAUCGAGUCCCGAAAAUCCAAGAGAAGAAACUCGGAAUUUGAGAUUUUUGUUGACUGUGAUAUCAACAGAGAACAAUUGAGUGAUAUUUUUCAUCUAUUGAAGUCUAAUACUAAUGUUCUCUGUUUGAAUCCACCUGAUAAUUUUACCAUGAAGGAGGAUGGUAUAGAAAUGGUUCCUUGGUUUCCAAAGAAGAUUUCUGACCUGGACCAUUGUGCCAACAGAGUUCUGAUGUAUGGAUCUGAACUGGAUGCAGACCAUCCUGGCUUCAAAGACCAUGUCUACCGUAAAAGGCGGAAGUAUUUUGCAGACUUGGCUAUGAACUAUAAACACGGCAACCCCAUUCCUAGAGUUGAAUUCACUGAGGAGGAGAUUAAGACCUGGGGAACUGUGUUCCGAGAGCUCAACAAGCUUUACCCAACCCAUGCCUGCAGAGAGUAUCUCCAAAACUUACCUUUGCUUUCUAAGUAUUGCGGAUAUCGGGAAGAUAAUAUCCCACAGUUGGAAGAUGUUUCAAACUUUUUAAAAGAGUGCACAGGUUUUUCCAUCCGUCCUGUGGCUGGUUAUUUAUCAUCAAGGGAUUUCUUAUCAGGUUUAGCCUUUCGAGUUUUCCACUGCACACAGUAUGUGAGACACAGUUCAGAUCCCCUGUAUACCCCAGAGCCCGAUACCUGCCAUGAACUUUUAGGUCAUGUCCCCCUCUUGGCUGAACCUAGUUUUGCACAAUUCUCCCAAGAAAUUGGCCUGGCAUCCCUUGGAGCUUCAGAGGAGGCUGUUCAAAAACUGGCAACGUGCUACUUUUUCACUGUGGAGUUUGGUCUGUGUAAACAAGAUGGGCAGCUAAGAGUUUUUGGUGCUGGCUUACUGUCUUCUAUCAGUGAACUCAAACAUGCACUUUCUGGACAUGCCAAAGUGAAGCCCUUUGACCCCAAGAUUACCUGUCAACAGGAAUGUCUCAUCACAACUUUUCAGGAUGUCUACUUUGUAUCUGAAAGCUUUGAAGAUGCAAAGGAGAAGAUGAGAGAAUUUACCGAAACAAUUAAGCGCCCAUUUGGAGUGAAGUAUAAUCCAUAUACACAAAGUAUUCAGAUCUUGAAAGACACCAAGAGCCUAACCAGCGUCAUGAAUGAGCUGCAGCAUGAUCUUGGUGUUGUCAGUGACGCCCUUGCUAAGGUCAGCCGGCCGCCGAGCAUCUGACAGUUGCCAGUCCUAAUCCUGAGAGCGCAUCUGAGCAUCAAUUCACAAGCCUGGGGGCCAACUCUUGCUUUUCUUAAAGAUUUGGUCAUGGAGGGAUAGCAGCCAAACAAUAUUUUCUACUCCCAUUCCUUAAUGGCCCAUUAGUCUUUGAAAAUUUGUACUUGGAUAUGCUAGCCACCACCUGUUUUUGUUUUUGGUGUCAGUUUUAGUGAAAUAUUAUUCACAUAUCAUACAAUCCAUGACUACCUGUUGUUUUUAUAGAGAAGUUGUUUGACCCAAUAGAUAUAUCUAGUCCCAGCCUUCUAUUUUUCCCAAUCUUUCUUGAGUAAAAUGACUUUUAUGAGCAUUUAAAAUACCUUCAUAGGAUUGUCAACAAUAAAAAACAAUACCUUUAUAGGUAUUAUGGAGCUGGUCCAUGUAGUUACCUAAAUCGUCUUAUUUCUAAGCUAUCUUAUGUAUCACUGAAUUUGUGCCAAGCUCAAUCACAUUCAAACCCCUGAUUUUAAUAGGAGACCAGCUGCUAGCAUGCACAACAGUUUAGAGGGCUUUGCACAUGAAGCAUACCCAAUAAAGAGCAAGCUGUCUAGCUUCAAGGGUACAUUCUUGUAGGGAUAGGAGUAGCUAAGUCUGGAAAGGUCAACUGGGGUAUAAUCUUAAGACCAGGCUAAGAAUUUGGGGCUUUUAUUUUGUAGGCACUAGGGAGCCCCUUCCCAAAUGACAAUUCUCUUUAAAACUUUCUUUUCAAUGGCAUUGCAUGACACUGGUUUUAUUUUAGAUGAUCUGUCCCACUCAUGGGGCCAAGGGAACUUGGUGGGGGUGCUACUUGCAAGGCCCGUACUCAGACAUGUAGUCCCAGUAUUGUGGCGGAUUGUCCUUGGGUUAGCAGAAGACAGAGUUGG